UCAAUGCUUUGCAGCCGACGUUUAAAUGUGAAACAUUUCACAGUGCUCUCUUGGUUUUCCUGUUUGCUGUAUUUGAACUGGGUUGUGCUGGUUAUUUGGGAACUGUUAGGAAUGAAGCCAAUUUUGACUUAUGCAUUAAAGGAUGAAAAAACGAAUGUAACGAUGCAAAACUGUCAGAAUCCUCCCUUGAUACUGAUUUGGACCACUUUUGGUAUUAUCAAUUAUACUGAAGAGAUACGACAAGAUUUUCAACAGUGUGAAUACAAGUGUGCUGUGACCAAUGACAGAAGAGUUGUCGAUUCGGCCGAUGUAAUGUGGUUUCAUAUCGAAGAUAUGAAAGCUGGGGAUAUGCCUCAGAAUCGUUCCUUCAAUCAGCCUUACGUUUUCUUUGCGUAUGAAUCGCCACUGAAUAUGGGAGAAGACUUGCAAAAGUUACCAAAAAAUUACUUCAAUAUAACAAUGUCGUACAGGUACACGACAUCUUUGUUGAAGCUUCGCGUGAGCAAAAAGUUGUUCGAUAAUAAAGUUGUUCGGAAAACUUGA
Molecule: messenger RNA, 543 nt
Organism: Gongylonema pulchrum
Lineage: Eukaryota; Metazoa; Nematoda; Chromadorea; Rhabditida; Gongylonematidae
Source: the annotation of a GenBank genome assembly